AGGCCUUUCAUGAUGCCAAACCUCAUCCCUCCUAAGAUCCCAGAUGGGGAGAAAGUGGAUUUCGACGAUAUACAUCGUAAAAGGAUGGAAAAGGAUCUGAUGGAGCUUCAAACUUUGAUCGAGGUUCACUUUGAGAGCAGAAAGAAGGAGGAAGAUGAGCUCAUUCAUCUCAAGGAGAGGAUUGAAAAGCGCCGCUCUGAGAGAGCAGAGCAGCAUAGAAUCCGCAGCGAGCGAGAAAAAGAGCGACAGAAGCGUCUUGAGGAUGAGAGAACUCGUAAAGAGGAGGAGGAGGCCAAGAAGAGAGCAGAGGACGAUGCCAAGAAGAAGAAAACCCUCACCAGCCUCCACUUUGGAGGGUACAUGCAGAAGUUGACAGAGAAACGGAGCGGCAAGAGGCAAACUGAGAGAGAGAAGAAGAAGAAGAUCCUAAGUGACAGGCGCAAAUCUCUAGACAUCGAGAACUUCAGCCAGGAUAAACUCAAGGACAAGGCCAAUGAGCUGUGGGAGUGGAUGUAUCAGCUGGAGGGAGAGAAGUUCGACCUGCAGUAUCAGUUAGGCAGUCAGAAAUAUGAGAUUAACGUGCUGAGGAACCGUGUCAGCGAUCAUCAGAAAAUAUCAAAGAGGACCAAGAGAGGACUUAGGAAAUAAAUGCUGACAUGAGGAGUGAGCAGUGAAUCCACGAGCCGUUAUUGUACCAGCUCAAAAAGAAUCCUGGCUUUAGUGCCACACCCAGUCCCACCUGUCUCCCUAAUAAUACCAGUUCCCAUUGUAGACACUCCACCCCACUAUUUUCUCAUCCUUUGAAUUAGAUGUUUAAUGGUGUAAAUAAAACCUUAUUUCAGUCACUUGUUCCUCCUGU
Messenger RNA from Paralichthys olivaceus (Japanese flounder), 859 nucleotides. Lineage: Eukaryota; Metazoa; Chordata; Actinopteri; Pleuronectiformes; Paralichthyidae. The record is from RefSeq and is a predicted model, not a curated record.